UCAGAUUUGUGAAUGCGGCAAACAUGAAUGUCCAGCGAAUUGUGCCGCUGUGACUGUAUUUCAGCCAAAACAGUUUCAAAGACACCACUGGGCUUAAAUGGCCAAGCACAUGCUUCAGUAUCAUUGAUUCUUUUCAUCCCAUGAUACUAGAGGGAGCAGCACACCAGUGUGUUUCCCUCUGCUUGUAGUAGCAUCUUUGGUACGCACAGACGUGUCUUCUGGCUCUGUUUGGUUGUGCAGCUGGUGUCCAAGCUGCUCUCGUUUCUGUCUCUCUUUCAGUCAGAGCAGUUUCUCAUUGAGAACUAUUCCCCCCUCCUGCCCACCAAUCCAAAACCCUUUGAGGUCUUCUACUGGAAUGUCAUUGACAACAGAGAAAUGAAGCUCCCCCAGCUGGAUGUAGACUUGGAGAGAGCAGCUUCUGACAGCUACAAUCCUGUGGUGAGGACUGUGGGCCUGCAGAGUGGGGGAGCCAUCCAGAUCCUGCCCUCUCACUGCUCCCGAGGCUGUGGCCAAGGGGAAAUGCAAAAGCUGCACCCGGAUUUGCCUCAGCACUGCUGUUAUGCAUGUGAGGUUUGCAGCCAUGGGACUUACAGCAACGGGACAGGCAGCAAGAGGCGAAGGGCUUUGGAAGGAAGUUCAGCUGACGUCCGCUGGAGCUCAGUAAAAAUGUCUCGCUUUUUAGCAGGCUACUCUUUGCUGUGUGCCUGGCUGCUUUACCCUCUUUGCUGCUCUGCCCCAACAGAGAUCAGCACCACCGCACCAGGGAACUGUGGCCCCAGCCAGUUCCUUGACACCCAGGUGUUUCAGUGCAGCCCGUGUGGGGAGCCCCUGGUGAAAAGCCCUACAGGCCUGCGAUGUGUCUGUGCUGACAGCCGGAACGUGACAGGCCAGGCGGCGGAGUGCAAUGCUUGUAGUUCCCGGGAGCCUGCCUCGCUCUGGGAGGCCACCUUCCUUGAUAGCAGUUUUCUGGCUUGUAAUAACUCUUGCAACCUGACUGCCUGUGAGCUCCUGACCAACACGGUCAUUCUGAACGCCUUCUCCUUGGAAACCCGGGCCUACGACCUGUAUGCAAAGGCAAAAAACCAGAACCUUCCGAAGCUGUUUUAUAGCAACACAGGGCUGCCUCCGCUCUCCUUUGGGAAGAACUCCAAGAUCAAUUUUAAGCUUGUAAAGUACGAUGCCCGAGGAAACUUCUUAGGCUGGGAGGACGUGACAGGUGGCACUUUGCAGCUCUGUGCAGACCGUCAGAGUGUACUCGAUGCUGCCUACUCCUUUGGGACAUCCUACCAACAGUCUUGCACUGUACAGGUGUCCAACCUGCUGCGACGAGUCCCCGAGCCCAUCUUUUACGAGAUGUUCCUGCAGUUCUCCAAUGACAAGGAGAACUGGCUGUGGCCAGUCCCUGUAGCAAAUCCCCAGCUGCAGCUGAACAGCCCGGCCUCCCUGAGGUCUGAGAGGCUAAGAAGAUUCUUUCUAGUCGAUGGGCUCUCGGGCAGGCAAGGGAACCUGUCCAAUCAACCAGCAUCUGUCACGUUGGCAGCAGGGCUGCUCCUAAGUGUUGACUUGCCAACCAGUAGCCCAGGAGACCAGUCUGCUUUCCUGUUGACAGUGAAGUAUGCAAAGCAAGAUAGCACUGCAACAACGCAGGUAUCGUUUGCAGUGUCAUACACACAUCGCCCUGGAACGUCUCCACGAGACACAGAUGUGAGUAGUAAUCAUUCGCACAUGCUGCUCCAUGGGCCACAGGUCAUCCAGCUGCUGGAAACACUUGCCAUCCUGGGUUCUUUGGCAGCCUUGUACGCCUUGCUGAAGACCAGCAGCUGGGUGCGGAGGUCUAGACUUCAGAAUAUAAGCUUUAUAAUUUUUGUCAAGUUCUUUGCCUUCUUUGCCGGGGCCCUGGCUAACGCCUUCUUCAUGGUUGCCCUUGGGACGGGGAUUUAUUGGCUCAUUGUUUUCAAGGGUCAGCAGUCUUCAGCGGUUGAGGUUAUGGUGCCCCUGGCAGGCAGUCAAAUUGAAACCAACUUUAUUAUCUACUUGUCCUGUGCUUUUGUGUUAAAGGCUGUGGACUUGCUUCAUCUCCUGAUCACCCAGGUGACAAUCUCCAUCUUCCUGAUAGACUGGGAAAAGCCAAAGGAGAAACCAGCAUUUAAAGCACCGGCAGGAGGGCAGAGGGCCAUUUCCUCUGUGAGUAUUUGGAGAACUUUCUUGAUAGCCAAUGAGUGGAAUGAGAUUCAGACUCAUAGGAAAUUGAAUCCAUCGCUUCAGCUGUUCACAGUGUUACUGCUCCUGGAGGUUGUGGGCUUGAAGAACAUCACAUCACGAGACCUGAACCUGGAUCUGCACCCUGGCGCUGACGCCUACCUGGCUGCCUGGAGCCCAAUCCUUAGAUUUGGGAUUGCUGCUUCUCUCUGGCUGGCCCUGGGGAUUGCACAGGUGGCGUUUUUCACAGGCAUCUACGAGCAGUUUGUGGAGGACAAGAUUCAUCAGUUCAUAGAUCUCUGUUCCAUGAGCAACGUGUCUGUGUUCAUCCUGAUGCACGGAUGCUAUGGCUUCUAUGUCCAUGGGCGGAGCGUGCACGGCCAUGCGGAUGUGGGCAUGGAUGCCAUGCAUGCCUGCCUCAGGAAAGAGGAGGAGAACCUGUGCCCUCUAAGAGGCCUGGAGGCCAACUCUGACAUUCAGACCUUCGAGGUGCUUCUCACGGACAGAGCCAGGCAGCUGUAUGACAAGAUAACGCAGCCCUUGAUGGAGGGCCCGAGAGGCGAGAGAGUCAGGGUCAACUUACAUGAGCAAAGACUAAGGAGUUAUUACACCUUGAAUCGAUUUCUCAGCUCGUUCCUUGAACAUACAUACAGAGAUAUGGACUACGUCGUGAAGGACAAGUUCUUCCUGGAGCGUUUUAUGGACAUGGAGUUCCAGGAGCCGGUAGACAUGUCCAUUCUGUACACAGGCUGUGCCUGCAGCUUGUUUUCAUGCGGCUAGACAUGGAGGCUCUCCGGCGCUGCUGCUGUCUUUCCUGAAGUGCGGCGGUAACGUUUGAUCCUCAGGCAGGUGGCGAUGCAGGUAAUGAAUGUGACGCUCACACUAACACUAUUGCCAGAGACAAGCACUUGCAAUGCGCUGCAGCCACGAUAAACACUAUUUCAGACUAUGGAAGGAGAGCAGGAGCACUAGGAGGCCCUCCUCACCGCAAGGGAGAGCAGGCAGAAUGUACGGUGAAUAGGUCUGGCCAAGCACUUUGCUUGUUACAAAUCCAACCAAGGCCUGCUCUGCCUAGCCCUGAGCCCUUGCAGGAGUGCCAGUGAUGCAGUAGAUCUUUCUGACAACUGUCCUGGCCUGGCCUCCUAGAUUUCAUCUCUCGCAGCCAAUCACAGAUCUUUGCCAGGUGACCCUCUUUAGCAGAAGUAGAAGAGUUGCUGUUGCCACGAUGAUCCAUUGAACCGUCCUCUUCUCUAAUAUAAGUUAAAUAUGCCUGAAAUAUGAGUGCGGAUGUUGCUAAAUGCUGCAUGAUGACUGUGUCAAUAGCCCAUCGAUCCCUCAGCUCUGGGCUUGAGAUCUUGCCACCCUAAGCACUUAAUGCAAAUGCAGUAGCUCGUAGUGUCAGGAACUAUAGAGACGAAGCACCAUGGAGUGAAUAAGGGCAGCCCUGAAUGCAGAGAACUGUAGCACGUGAACCGGCCAUUCAGAUACUUGACUGGCCCCAUAGCCUCUCAUGGUUGUGUUAGGAACAAGCUCAGAUCGGCAAGCAAGCCUGUUGCAGCAAAAGGAUGCCCUGCUGCUGUAUGCAGUAUUGUAUCAGAGAGCCCUAGUGGUUUCUAAAGAUCCCUGGAGGAGGAGGAAGGUGCAGUAUGUAAGACAGAAUGAGUCCGCAUUGCUCUCCUCUAGCAUGCUUCUCUAAGCUGUACCCUGGUAACUAGUAAAGCCAGAUGUAAAAGUCUAAUUGUUAUUGGUCCCAACUAACAGCCGUGUUGCAUGCUAUGAUAAGGGAGGAAAGGUCAAAGCUGUGCAGAGUGCAUGCGACAGAGAUGCGCGAGCAAGGGGGCAGGUCACAGAGAAGCCAUGGAAUGGGGCGGAAACUUUCUUUCUCCUGAGUUUUGCUUACCUGGCUGCUCCCAGCGGCAAAUGAACAGCCAGCGUCUCCAACGCUGCCGAGUGCUUAAUUUGUGCAUGCAGCCGGGCAAGUGGCGCUUUGGCCCAUGUAACUGUUGGCUUUGCAGGCACACGGGCAGCAAUGGAGGUCAAGAAUUUUCAAAGUGGAGCCUCACAUCUGGCUUCUAAAGCCACAGUGAGGUGCCUAAGUAAGUAGCCUGGUUGGUCAAAGGGCGGGCAGGGCAGCUGGCAGCUCCCAAUGAGCUGUGCCAUUGUACGUAGGUUGAGGACCUACUCCACUGUUGGCUAGUGUCCUUUGCUCUACAGUACCCUGGGGAAAAGGUGCCAUCCCUGCAAAAGAGGCACCAUUGCAGGACCUUCUCCAGGUCCUAGAUCCCUGCUUUGACACCAGCUUUUCCUUAGCCAGGUUCCUGCUGCACCAGGAAGCUAGUCGGGGCAGGUGUUCCUGACCUAUUGCUAUUAGCUGGGCAAGGAUUCAGAGCUGGAGCCUUGCUCUGAGAAGCUGUAAACUGCAGGGAAAAGGGGAGACAUCCACGAUGAGACGCUGAAUGGAGACAUUUCUCAAUGGGGCUCAGGUGGUUGGAGUCAGAGCUGUGUUGGCAGAGCACCAAGUGAAGAAGCUUGCAGUAACUGCAGCCUCUCUAACUCCGCUUUAGUGCUCCAUGGUGUGUCCCCUCCCUUUCCUUCUUGAUUCUUUUCCUAACUGUAAAUGCACCGUAAAAAUGGAUCAAAAUUGCUUAAACCACCAUCAUUAAAUCAGUAUGGGCCCCCUCCCAUCUCGGUGGACAAUGGCUGACGCAAAGCAUUUGUUCCAUAGACCGAGCAGCAGUCUUUAUUGCACUGAAAGCAUAUUUGCUGCUUGAUGGAAGGAGAAAAAAAAUGUGUGCCUGAAAGGGAAAAAUCAAUGGGGCUCAUUUCUCCCUGGAUGCGUCGUGCUGGGCCAUUCAGCUAGCUGACAUCACAGGAGGCCAGGCGCAUGCAGCCUGAGGCCGUAUCCCAAAAGGAUCUCUGGCGCAGUCCUGCAGGCACUGUGGAAAUGUUGCAGCAGUGGGGAAAGCCAGCAGCUGCCUGCUCUCCUCUCACCAGCUGGUGGUGCUGUGACUACCCUGUCUGGAACUGAGGGAUCUGUGGUUGCCGUAACUGCAGUAACUCAGUUUGAGCCCAAGCCUCUUUCUGUCUACACACAAAUCAGCCGGACUAGGAUCAGGAAGCACUCAGGACCCACAUCCCUGCUAGGGGGGUGGGUCAGAGCCUGAGUCCUGCUGUGAUUUGGAUCCAAGCCCCGUCGUUUGGCAGCGAGGAUGCAGCUCAGACCACAGAGCCGAGCCAGAGGGUCUGGGUAGUGCAGUAUGGAUGUGUUUGCAUGGCUGUGAGAGCCAGGUUCAGAUUUACAAUGCAGCGUGGAGACUCAAGCGUGGGCUGGGAAACACUGAGCCACAAGCCUGGGUCCUAUAGGGUCAGGUUUGCAAUGCAGUGUAAACAUACCCCUGGGAGCCCCUAAUGCAGAACUACGCUGUCCUGCUGGAAGCCCCCCUGAGUCACAAAUGAAAGGGCUACUGCGAGAGGAAAGAAUGGUCCAGUGGUCAGGGUGCUCUUUUCUCUGCCCUAAACUUCCUAUGUGAUUCUGUGCCUCAGUUCCUGAUCU
Messenger RNA from Gopherus flavomarginatus (Mexican gopher tortoise), 5752 nucleotides. Its product is annotated as meckelin-like. Bases 376 to 2979 code for a protein of 867 amino acids. NCBI's taxonomy places the organism in Eukaryota, Metazoa, Chordata, Testudines, Testudinidae. Gene Ontology annotation, biological process: cilium assembly. Gene Ontology annotation, cellular component: ciliary transition zone; MKS complex. The transcript is spliced from 25 exons. The record is from RefSeq and is a predicted model, not a curated record.